Messenger RNA from Malania oleifera, 504 nucleotides. RefSeq lists its product as uncharacterized. The record is from RefSeq and is a predicted model, not a curated record. The transcript is spliced from 2 exons. The coding region runs from base 1 to 504 and encodes 167 amino acids. Lineage: Eukaryota; Viridiplantae; Streptophyta; Magnoliopsida; Santalales; Ximeniaceae.
AUGGAUCUUGACCUUGCGUUAAGGAUUGAUUCUUCCCCACCUAUUACGAACAAAACUACCUCUGAUGAGAAAAGGGACUUUAAAAGGUGGGAGAAAUUAAAUCGCAUGUGUAUGAUGAUCAUGAAGAGAGCCAUUCCAGAAGCAUUUAGGGGCACUAUGUUAGAUAAAAUAACUACAACUAAAGAUUUUCUUGCCGAUAUUGAAAAGAGGUUUGUCAAGAAUGAAAAGUCUAAAAUUAGUACACUCUUGACAAGCCUAAUUUCAAUGAGGUAUAAGGAUAACGGUAACAUUAGGGAGUACAUUUUAGAGCUAUUUCAUCUUACUUCUAAGUUGAAAGCACUUAAACUUGAACUCUCUGAGGACUUGUUAGUGCAUUUGGUAUUAUUAUCCCUUCCGGCACAGUUUAGCCAGUUUAAGGGUUGCCUGAAUUGCCGAAAGCCAAAUGAUGCUGAAAGAUACUUCUAUGUGGGAGAUGGAAAGACAGUUCAAGUUGAGGCAAUAUGA